Molecule: messenger RNA, 809 nt
Organism: Spizellomyces punctatus DAOM BR117
Lineage: Eukaryota; Fungi; Chytridiomycota; Chytridiomycetes; Spizellomycetales; Spizellomycetaceae
Product: tRNA (carboxymethyluridine(34)-5-O)-methyltransferase
Exons: 7
Coding region: 9-698 (229 amino acids)
Biological process (GO): tRNA wobble uridine modification
Cellular component (GO): nucleus; cytoplasm
Molecular function (GO): S-adenosylmethionine-dependent methyltransferase activity; tRNA binding
Source: RefSeq, a predicted model, not a curated record
AUUCGAUAAUGCAACCAAACCACCUUGAAACGACGCACGUUCAUGAAGUGUACAACCUCAUCGCAGACCAUUUCAGUGCGACACGGUACAAACCAUGGCCAGUUGUUGACAGUUUCCUCCGGGAGCUGGAAAAAGGUUCUCUUGGUGCGGAUGUGGGAUGUGGAAAUGGAAAAUAUCUGGGAGUAAAUAAGGAGGUGUUUACUGUUGGUUCGGAUCGGAGUGACAAAUUGAUCGAAAUCGUCCAAAAGCGAGGGUUCGAAGCCAUGGUGUGCGACAAUUUGAGCCUUCCCUAUCGAGAUGCAUGCUUUGAUUUUGUGAUUUCAAUAGCAGUGAUACAUCAUAUGUCAUCUCCAGAGCGGCGAUUAGAAGCUUUAAAGGAACUUUUAAGAAUAACGAGGACUGGGGGACGAAUUCUCGUAUUUGUAUGGGCGUUUGAGCAGGAGGGUAAACGUAAAUAUCAAGAACAGGAUGUCUUUGUCCCUUGGAAAAUGCCCAAAAAGAUUUAUUGUCCUGAAGGGCAACCAACGAAAGGGUCCACGCCGACAGAAGAAGGUAGUCAGGACAUUGUGUAUCAGCGAUAUUACCAUCUCUUUGUCAAGGGAGAGCUUGAUGAACUCAUUACGCGGACUGGGAUGGCAACAAUAGAAACAUCAGGAUAUGAUAGAGAUAAUUGGUAUUGCGUUGCCAGAAAGACUUGACAUACGAUACAUAAAAGAGGAUAGUGUCCUUCUAUACUAGUCUAUGUCAUUGGUCUAGCCAAAAAAGAUCUGCGAUGUUCCCCCCGGGGGUGCAUGCAGCUUAACACUAAC